UGGAACCGGACCCCGCACCGGAAACCGGGCGCCGCUACCUGCACACCGGACCCCGCACCGGCAACCGGGCACCGCUACCUGCACACCGGACCCCGCACCGGCAACCGGGCACCGCUACCUACACACCGGACUCCGCACUCCGGACCCAGGGGCAGCUCGGCAGGGGGCAGGGGGCAUGCAAAGGGGUAAUCCGAGAACAGACGAGGAAACCCAUCAGGGGGAGUUAGAGGGGGAUUAGAGGCAGAUUCCGGGGCACUUCCAGGCGGCACCAGCUCUUCAGACAUGGGCAGAUAAAGCGGAGAACCCAGCGGGAGAUGGGCAGAUAAAGUGACCCGGUGGGUAUGUUCAGGGGCAGAUAGACCGGGCUCUGCACCGGCGGCAGAGGAGGAAUAUUAGCAGCUCCGGCAGCACAUAGGAAAGGGUACUGGGGGUCUGCCCGGGGUGAGCAGGGUGCCCCUAGGUCUGGAUUUGCUGACCCGGCGGCUCUUGCUGAAAAUGCUCUUCUGGCACAGCCAGCCCGAACACUACCACCAGCACCAGGGCGGCGGAUUCCUGCGAGACGUCCUCGCGUUGCCGUUAUUCAAGCAGGAGGAGAGUCAGAUUAACCCCGAGGCCGAUGCCAAGCUGCCCCCGUUCCAGUACGUGUUGUGCGCAGCUACGUCCCCGGCUGUCAAACUGCACGAGGAGACCCUGACGUAUCUCAACCAAGGACAAUCUUACGAAAUCCGCCUCCUCGACAACAGAAAGUUGGGAGAGUUUCAAGAGCUCAAUACGAAAUAUGUCAAGAGCAUAAUCCGAGUCGUUUUCCAUGACCGGCGCCUGCAGUACACGGAACAUCAGCAGCUGGAAGGCUGGCGCUGGAGCCGACCCGGCGACCGCAUCCUUGAUCUCGAUAUCCCGCUGUCCGUUGGGAUAUUGGAUCACAAAUCCAGCCCCACUCAGCUGAACACGGUGGAAUUCCUGUGGGACCCGUUGAAGCGAACGUCGGCCUUUAUCCAGGUUCAUUGCAUCAGCACCGAGUUCACUCCCAGAAAACAUGGAGGUGAGAAGGGAGUCCCCUUCCGGGUUCAGAUCGACACCUUCAAGCAGAACGAAAGUGGAGAGUACACGGAACAUCUUCACUCCGCCAGCUGCCAGAUCAAAGUAUUUAAGCCCAAGGGAGCCGACAGAAAACAGAAGACGGACCGAGAGAAGAUGGAGAAGAGAACUGCCCUGGAAAAGGAGAAAUACCAGCCGUCGUACGACACCACCAUCCUGACCGAGUGCUCUCCUUGGCCAGACUUGCCGUAUCCACCAAAUAACUCCUCCUCGAGUUACAGCGGCUCCCCAACCAGUUUCAGCAUCAUAGAUGGGAACUGUUCGCCGCCGCUGCCGCCGCCGGUGGAGCCCCCGCCUCCAAGGAAUGAUAAAGUUGCUGCUGGAUUUCAGAAUGAAGUUUGGAAUCAAGAUGAUAAAAGAAAGUAUCUCGUUCCCUCGGCGUCUAUCCUGGAUGUUCAGCAGUGGCUGCAACGCAAUCGCUUCCCGCAGUAUUGCCGGCUCUUUUCAAGUUUCUCAGGUGCUGAUUUAUUAAAGAUGUCCAGAGAGGAUUUUGUCCAGGUGUGCGGCCCCGCGGACGGCAUCCGGCUCUUUAAUGCAGUGAAGGGAAGGAACGUCAGACCCCGGCUCACCGUGUACGUGUGUCAGGAACCGGAUCAGAACAGAUCUCACCUCCAACACAAACGGGACGCUGGCGAUAACGCCAUGUGCGUUUACCACGCCAUAUAUCUGGAGGAGCUGACGGCUCUGGAGCUGAUGGAGAAGAUCGCGAACCUGUACUCCAUCUCGCCCCAGCAGAUCAAUCAGGUUUAUAGACAAGGACCGACUGGGAUCCACGUGGUGGUGAGCACUGAGAUGGUUCAGAAUUUUCAGGAUGAAUCCUGUUUUAUAAUAAACACUCUUAAAGCUGAAGGUAAUAGCGGAUACCACAUCAUCCUAAAAUGAAGACCCCCCCUCCCUGGACUUUGUGCAGCGGCGGACCACCACCUGCCUCCCCGCGACUAAACUUAGUAUUAAAGGGGCUGUGAACAAA
This is a messenger RNA of Spea bombifrons (plains spadefoot toad), 2068 nucleotides long. It is a transcript of the gene TFCP2L1, whose product is annotated as transcription factor CP2 like 1. Bases 496 to 1980 code for a protein of 494 amino acids. The record is from RefSeq and is a predicted model, not a curated record. Gene Ontology annotation, molecular function: DNA-binding transcription activator activity, RNA polymerase II-specific; RNA polymerase II cis-regulatory region sequence-specific DNA binding. Gene Ontology annotation, cellular component: nucleus. The transcript is spliced from 17 exons. Gene Ontology annotation, biological process: regulation of transcription by RNA polymerase II. NCBI's taxonomy places the organism in Eukaryota, Metazoa, Chordata, Amphibia, Anura, Pelobatidae.